AUGGAACGUAUCGGAUAUUUGGUGUUUAUGGUUGGCAAUAUUAUAGCAAUUUUUAAAAUGAGCGCUCCCGAAGAACAACUUGACAUUUUUAGUGUGUGGGAUUAUUUGAGAAGGGAGCCUGCAAUGCUGCAUGUAUUGCAGGAGUACAUCAAUGAAAGAAUGCAGGUCGAAAUUGCCCUGCAAACCCGCUUGGAGGAGGCGGGAAGGAGGAUUGCGGAGUUGGAAGGGCGGAAUGCCCAAGAAAUGGACGAGGAACCGGCAUCUCAGGAGCCGGAAUGGGAUG
This is a messenger RNA of Acanthocheilonema viteae, 283 nucleotides long. NCBI's taxonomy places the organism in Eukaryota, Metazoa, Nematoda, Chromadorea, Rhabditida, Onchocercidae. The record is from the annotation of a GenBank genome assembly.